Rotaria sordida is the source of this 405-nucleotide messenger RNA. Lineage: Eukaryota; Metazoa; Rotifera; Eurotatoria; Philodinida; Philodinidae. The record is from the annotation of a GenBank genome assembly.
AUGUUGCAUCCAAAUCUUAAAAGUUUUAAUCAUGCACCACAUAAAAAAUAUUAUGCAGAAGUAUUAUUAAAAUCAGAAUUUGAUAAAUAUCAACAAUUUGAACAACAACAGUUAUUGUCAAAUAAUAAUAAUAUGAAUAUUUUAAUAUAUUGGAAUAAUAAUAAAUCAUUAUAUCCUAUAUUGACUAAAAUAGCUCAACGUUUAUUAGCUAUUCUAGCAACUAAUAUCCGUGUAGAACGUCUAUUUUUCGAUAGUGGAAAUACAAUAACGAGUCAUCGUACACGUUUACAAACAAGUAAAGUUGAUCAAUUGUUAUUUAUACACCGAAAUAUAUCAACAUUAAAAGAAUUAUUUCCACCAUCAAUUGAACAAUUAACAAAAAGAAAAAUAACAAUACUUCAAUAA